Bolinopsis microptera is the source of this 3025-nucleotide messenger RNA. RefSeq names its product importin-13-like. The record is from RefSeq and is a predicted model, not a curated record. The transcript is spliced from 18 exons. Gene Ontology annotation, cellular component: cytoplasm. Lineage: Eukaryota; Metazoa; Ctenophora; Tentaculata; Lobata; Bolinopsidae. Bases 10 to 2814 code for a protein of 934 amino acids. Gene Ontology annotation, biological process: protein import into nucleus.
UUUAUUCAGAUGGCAUGGUCGGAGGAGCUGCAGCCUUGGCAGCAACUCCCUGCUAAUACACCAUAUUUGAAUGAGAUAAAAGAAGCUAUCGAGGCUUUGUACAAACAUCCAGAUAAAACCGUUAGAUCUCAAGCAGAGACUUGGCUGCUUCAGCAACAGAACCUCCCAAUAUCAUGGCAGGCUGGAUGGACCCUGUUGCAGCCAGAUAAGAGUGUGGAGGAGCAAUAUUUUGGAGCACAUUUUAUUCACCACAAAAUAUCUCAAUGUUGGAACACUAUCAACAUCGAACAUUUCCAAAACCUCCUUCAAGUUCUUUUCCAGAAGCUUAUUGAUUACAGAAAAGGGCCCACAAUAGUACGGACCAGACUAUCAGUAGCAGUUGCAGCUUUUAUACUCCAUGCAAUGCAAGGUCCUUGGCCGGGUGCUAUAGGACACACUAUAAAGUAUCUCAAGGCACAGGGUGGAGUUGAAAUUGCUUUACAGGUUCUAGUCCUGAUACCUGAGGAAUUCACUUCAAUAACUUUCACAGCCCAAUCGAAGUCCAUAAUACGUUGUCAAGCUAAAGCGGCAGUAAUUGAAGUGUUGGAGUUCAUAUCAGAGUGUAACACAGUUCCAGCUUAUAAAGAAGUCUCCCUGAAUGUGUUCAACAGUUGGGUUACAUUCGAGCUUCCAGUACAGGAAUCUGCUCUUUUAGUUGAUAAAAUGUUCGAAGAUUUGCCGAACCUGGCACUGUUUGACAUUAUAGUGGAUUGUCUGGUAAACUUUCUCCGGCAGCCAAUCACCUUGAGUUUCCCUAAUACUGUGUGGAAUAUUAUAGGAAAGGUAGCACAGCUGCAACCAAUGCUGGGUCAGGCAUUACAGAGUGAUGAUAUGAGCAUAUGCCAAGGCAUUUGUCAGAUAUUACUAGCUAUAACAGAUACGUACACAAAGCUGCUGCUAAAUACCUCACGACCAGACAGGAUAUCUUUGGUUAGCUGUCUUAUUGGCAUGGUAUUAGAGUGCACUGGCGUCCCUGGCCACUUUCCAAUUGAUGAGAACUUUAGUGAUACUACACUUCAGUUUUGGUUUAAUUUUGGAGAUGAUAUAAUAUCAGAAGAAGCGGACCAUAGUAAGAGGCUACUGUCAAUGUACAGUGGUGUGUUCAGAAAACUAGUUGAAGUUUUGUUGCGUAAGAUAAUGUACCCGUCUGACGAUGCCUGGCAAUCCUGGAGCGACGAUCAGAGAUCAGAGUUUGAGAAUUACCGAAAAGAGGUUGGAGAUACAAUACUGUACAUCCAGUCGUUUGUUCCCGACUGUAUGACCGUCUUGAUACAGGAGUAUUUAGCUUGUCAGUCGCGCAAUACCAGCUGGCAGAAGAUCGAGGCCACUCUUUUCAUGUUCAGGAGUGUCGCAGAAACGGUAUAUGACGAGACUACAAGUGAAGGCAACACAACAGGACAGAUUAUAUCCACAGUGAUUGAGUCCCUACCCUCCCUACCUUCCCACCCCAAGAUAUCGCGCACUGCACUGCUCCUUUGUGGCGCGUACAGUGAGUGGCUGCGCAACCAUCCUGAGAGACUGUUCCCCGCCGUUAAAGUUCUCCUGUCUAAUGUCAAUGAUGUAGCACUCGCUCCUUCAGCUGUAAUGGCGUUUAGAGACCUCUGUAUCGAGUGCACGGAUAUCCUUGCUCCUGAAAUGGAACUCCUUGUAGAACCUUUCUUCAGCGUUUACCAAAACCCCACCAUUAAAAACAGAGAGAAGAUCAGACUGUGCUGGUCACUCUGCACUCUCUGUUCACAAGUGCCACAAGACAAGCUGGCUAAAUACCUCAGUACUUUACUGUCACCAAGUUGCACCAAGAUAAAAGAGCUCUCCUUAAAACCGACCGCAGCAAAGGAAGACCAGACGUUAGUAAAGCUGGAGCUGGGGAUGAUAAACUCAGCCUUUCACGGCGUGUCAGUACCCCACACGUCAGCAGAGCCGUUACUGGAGCUACUCAAGGAAGUGUGGGAUCCUCUCAAGGCUAUCCUCGUCUUGUGGUCUACAGAUGAGGUGAUAAUAGAUGAGCUGACAAAGUGUUACUGGCACGCAAUCAACACCCUGGGACCUCUGUUCGACCCCUACAUUGAACCUCUAGUGGACAUGUUGUGCCAGUGCUAUGAGAAACAUCAGUACGCCUGCUUGCUCGAGAGUUGCGCGCAAGGUCUGUUGAACAUUUACAGCUCUGAAAAGCCGGAUCUGAUAGCAGGAAUGUUGCAGCGACUGAGUAAUACCACAUUCCUCCUGUUUAGCAGAGCUAUGUCAGAUCACCCCGAUAUUGUACAAGCUUUCUUCUCGCUUCACUUGUGUGCCCUCAGGGCUCAACCUCAGAUAGUUUAUCGAAGAGAGAGCAAUUGUAAAGCAGUUCUCAGGGCAGCUAUGACUGCUAUAACGAUGCAGGAAUACCAUACUGUCAAAGAGGUCAGUAGAUGGUUAGUGGAGUUUAUAGGACACUACCCCUCCUCAAACACGGUGGAAGAGGCGAUUGCCUCACAGUUUACAUUCCUUAUAACAGAGCUGCUUCGUGGAAUUGGGACCGCGUCCCCCUCCUCAACUGUUGAGUUUUUAGGAGAUUUGUUCAAUCCUCUCUGUAGAAUGUGUCCAGAUCAACUACGUGAGACUCUAAAAGCUACUCUAGCUACAGAAAACUUCCCUACAAAACACAUUACUCGGGAGUCCAAAGAAACGUUCGUGUCUUCUGUUUUGAAAAGCAGUCAUCAGAAGCGUAAACUUAAAGUCGUCAUCAAAGAAUUCUCGCUAGAAUGUAGAGGUUAUAAUAACAACUCAGUAAGGUAGCAGUAAUGGAAACAAAUGGUUGUCUGUUAUCAGAAAUGGAGUCGCAGCUCAAGAAGAUGUAUAAAUGAGUGGUGACGAUCAAGUACGGAUUUUGUAAAUAAUCUAAUUGUAGCUGUUAUUUAUUGGAAAAUUUGUGAAAUAUUGGGAGUUCAGUUGUGCAACUAACAAUGACUUUAAUUAAUAACAGUAAUAAGCUUAUCUUAAUAAUGAA